AAUUAAAACUCCGCACUGAGUUAAUAUAUUAUUCAUGUGCCUCUCCAUGAAAUGCAUUAAUAUUGUGUUUAAAGUGAAUACAUACAAACUUUGAAAUACAAAAGCGAUCGUAAAAGGGUCAAAAUUGUGAUUAUAACAAUAAGGCAACAUACAAAUCACCCACAACCGUAGCCUUUAAAGCAUCGAAAGAAUAAAAAAUCGAUUGAUACCAAAUUAUAUCGUUCGUUAAAUAAUUUAAUUAGAGUGCCUUCGACGAGACAGAAAGUUUAAUGAAGAAAACAGCGAAGUUAAAGAAUCUUUUUAUUUAGAUAUUUUUGCUUCACGUUUAUGUGUUUAAAGUGCAACGACAAAAAUUCCUUUCGAGAUUUUCGUAAAGCGAAGUAAAAGAACAAGAAGAGAAUUUUAAAAGCGAAACACAAGAAAACGAAUGAGUAGAAACUAGUGGAUCCGGUUUUUCUUACAUCUGAGUCUUUUUGCUGGUGUUUCAUUCUCGUGUGUUGUGAGCCUCGUCGGUUGUUUAUUUACUUUUGAAUUCUUCUAAAGUUUUUUUGUGGCUCAUUGUUUUGUGCCUUUUUUUGCUGCUGCCUUCUCUCGUUGACUGCUAAAGACAUUUAAAUUCGUUAUAACGAAAAGAGGAGAAGUGAAAAUUAUUAUGGCGAGGAAUUCCAUCGAUUAAUAAACGCUGUUUCUCUUUUAAUCUUCGAUUUGGAAGAAGCAACAAUCAACGUGUGUGGAAUAAAUAAGACGAAAUACGUUUGUCGUUUACCGAAUGCAAAAGUGAUAAAAGAAAAUUUUGUGAGGUGAUAAGAGAGAAUAAAAAAAUGGCUAUGAUGAUAGAAACAGCUGAUCAAACAGCAACAUUCGGUGAUGACUCAACUCGAAGAAGAUCAACGUUUUACGUUCCUUUGGGAUCGACAGAAGAUUUAAGUCACGAUGAAAAUGAUCGACACAAUAAACAUGUCAAUGAUGAAAUUUACAAUCCAAAUCUUAGCGGAUAUUCGUGUGAUUGGAGUUUGAAUGAUUCAAUUGAAAGCUCAGAAAUGAUGACAGUGUCACGAGAGAAAUCACAAUUGAGCUGUGAUGACAGCAAUCGAUUGAAAAGAUAUGGAAUCGUACUAAAUGGAAGUGUAAACAUUGAUGACAGUAAUUUGGAAGUUCACGCAAAUCACAAACGUACGAAAUCGAAAAACUUGACAUCAUCAACUCCCAUCAAAGAUCCAGCGAAAUCGAAACAGAAUGAAGUGUCUGAGUCAUCACCAGUCGCAGCUGCGACUACAACAACAAAUCCUAUUAAAGAGAAAUCAAAAACGCUUCCAAUGAAAGAGACGCAAAUUACUUCUGCUGCUUUCCCACCAAAAACCUCCUUCAUUCUUAAAUCAACACCUAAGAUUUCAUCGUCAAACAACAACUACUCGUCACUUUCAGACACAUCAGCACUCAUACAAUCAGAAAAGAAAACGGUAGCAAUGCCAAAAAAGUCGUUGAGCUUCAUCCGGCGUACACACUCAACAAAAUUGUCACGUAACAAUUCGCUACUAAAAUCGUUGACGUCGAAGUGUGUUGAGCAUUCGAAUGAAAGUUUAUCAGUGAACGUUUAUGAUUUAUCGGUCGAACGACUGGCACUGUACCUGAAGGCAGACAAUUGUGAUGAUUUGAUGAAGGAGCUUUUCUUCCGAGAAUUUUUCGACACGUCUUCGUCAGAUAGCUGUGGAAAAUGUCCUAAAGAAAAUGAUGAUGACGAUGAUGAUGCUAUGAAGAAGGACACAUCAUAUGAGAAAGCAUGCCGACGCGGAUCAGCACCAAGCACUCCAAUGCUUACGCAAAAACCUGAAUCAUCAGCAUCGCGAUUCACAAUCUUUUUCUCGAAACGUCUGAGCUCGUUUAGAUCAAAUCCAUUGAAGCGAACGAAAUCGGUCACAAAGUUGGAGAGAACAAAACGAGGGAAUGGAAGUGGCGGCAGUGGUGGUGGCGGCAUUAGAGGAUCGAGAUCUCACGAGAGUUUACUCUCAACGAAUCACGCUGUCAUGUCGACAAUCGAUUUAUCAGUCAUUGGAGCUGUUGGUGUCGCACCAGUUCACUCAUCUGUUCUCGGACGUCGUCAUUGCUUUCAAGUUCGGGGUGGACCUCGUGGGGAACGUUACUACAGCUGCGGAUCACGACAAGAACGUGACUUGUGGAUCUACAGUCUACGAAAAUCAAUUCAACCGAAUGCUGAAAGCAUGCGACGUACCGACAAUUCACUUAAAAUGUGGAUCUAUGAAGCAAAAGCUUUGCCACCAAAGAAGAAAUAUUUCUGUGAGAUUUGUCUCGACAAGACGCUCUACGGUCGAACGUCAGUUAAACUGAAAACCGAUCUGUUAUUCUGGGGUGAACAUUUUGACUUUCCCGAUAUACCUGAAAUCAACGUCAUUUACGUGAACGUUUUUCGUGAAGGUGAAAAGAAGAAGAAACGUGAUAAGCACGUUUUAGUCGGCACAGUAAAAAUUCCAAUUCAUGAAGUCACGAGUCGAACGUUUUCUGAAGAUUGGUAUCCGAUUCUCUCCGACAAACAUGACAGUUUGAGCAAAAGCUCAGGAAAGGAUCCAAUUCCAACGCUUCGAAUCAAGUGUCGCUUUCAAAGUAUUGACGUUCUACCGCUUGAAGUUUAUUCACCGUUUCAAAGUUACUUGAAGGAAAACUAUAAGAAGAUUUGCGAGGGUCUUGAACCGGUCAUUGGGGUGAAGGCUAAAGAAGACAUUGGACAAGCUUUGGUGCUGUUGAUGCAUCAUCAAGGAAUGGCAGCUGAAUUUCUAACAGAAAUCAUUACGUUAGAUUUGCUUCGUGUUGGUGAUCAACGUUUGACCUUCCGUGGAAAUUCAUUGGCAACAAAGAGCAUGGAAGCAUUUUUGAAACUUACUGGCGAGCAGUACUUGCAAGACACGUUAUCAGCACCAAUUAAUGAAAUUAUUUCAUCAGAAAGAGACUGCGAAGUUGAUCCAUUAAAAGCAAAUGGUUCGCUGUCAAGACAACAACAAUCAUUAAGAAGUGCAGUGAAGCUGGCUUGGAAUUCAAUUGCUGAAAGUCACCGACAUUUUCCAACACAACUUCGAGAAUGUUUUACAACGUUCCGUGAACGAUUGGAAAACAUUUCUCGUGAAGAUAUGGCUGACAAUUUAAUAUCCGCAAGUAUUUUUCUUCGCUUCCUUUGCCCCGCAAUUUUAUCGCCGAGCUUAUUUAAUAUUACAAAUGAAUUGCCUUCGCAAAGAGCAACACGCAAUCUUACACUGGUUGCGAAAACACUUCAAACUCUCGCAAACUUUACAAGAUUCCAAGGAAAGGAAAAUUUCAUGGAGUUUCUUAAUGAUUUCCUUGAACAAGAAGCGCCGAAAAUGAAGGAAUUUUUAAUGAAAAUCUCAACUCGAAUGGACCAUCAAUCAUCCGACUCUAUUCUUGAUUGGUCUGGUUACAUUGACCAAGGAAAGCAAUUGUCGAUUCUUCAUUCUUUACUUGUUGAAAAUUUCCCAAAACUUCCCCAACAAAAACAAAAUGAAAUGUCACAACUCACUGCAAUAUUAGAUCGAAUCAGUCAGAUUAAAGAAUUGACAGAGAAUAAUUAUCAAAGACAUUUAAGUGAACAGAACUUUAUGUCGAUGGAGAGACUUAAUGGACAUCACAAAUCUUCAACAAGUUCUUUACAUACAUCGUCGAACCCACCAACAGGUGAAAGAGGAAUCAUGAGAGGUGUUUUAACACCAAAUUCUUUGCAGAAGAAUAUUUUCUGCUAUAAUGACCCAACAGUUUAUUCAUUGCUUAAUGGAGGUGAUCAAAAGAUGGCCUUUAAUCCUCUUCAACAUUCCCAUUCAACGUCAAGUAUCCAAUCAUCACAUCAAAACUUAUCGACGAUGAACAACAUUACAAACAAUAAUAAUGUUCAACAUCACAAUAUAACAAGCACAAAACGAGAUAAUUAUUAUCAAGUUACAAGCAGUUUAGCUCGUAAUGAGCCGAAAAGCCCUGCAGGUUCUUCAAUUAGAGCUAAUACAUUGCCUCGAAACAAUCAGCAGAUACAAAACGAUGAAUCAAACAUUAUUCAAAUUGGAUUAGAUCCAAGUAAUCCAUUUUCGAGGAAAAGUCCAACACCAAGAAUUCAUCAAGGCACAGGAUUGUUGACGACAACAAAUGGAAAUGGAAAAAUUCCUCCUUACAAUGGUCGUCAAUUGAAUGGAUCACAAUUGAGCUUGUUGAGUGACCGAUCACAGCAUCAGUAUUUCCAUCCACCACAACAUCACCAUGUGCAUCGUACAAAUGGCUUAAGUCUUGGAAUUCCACAUCAAGAAGCUUCAUCUUCAUAUGAAUCACCGAACAGUAACAUGCCAAGAGACUUAGAAGAUUUUGAUGAUCUGAUUAAAUAUAGUGAAGAAGUUGAACAACGUCAACAGCAACAACAACCGCAACAUCACAAUCACCCUAGCUUGAAGGGAAAAGGCAGCAACGUUUCAAUUGGUGGACAUUCAUCUGGUUACCAAUCAAUUCAAACUCAAUCACAGAGUUCAAGUCCGAUUGAAAUAACGACUACAAAUGGUGUUAAUAAUAACAAUAACAACAGUAACAGUAACAACGCACCUUCAAUAAUCCAACAGAAUAUUGAAUUCUUUAAUAAAAUUCAAGGUUCGAGUUCGUCAAGUAAUGCAAGCACAAGUAAUCGACCGACAAAAUUAAAUGGAAAAUAUGGAUACAUUAAUCCGAAGUAUUCUGUUGUUCCACCAUUGGCAUUUAAGAAUCCACUCUAUCAAAUGCAAAAUGGAGCGAUUAAUAAUAUCGAUGGCAAAAGUUCAUCGUUGACGCCCUCAAGCAGUGAUGAAAGAAUCGCAGCAAUCGAUGAGAGGCAAAACAUGAUGAACAAUAACAACAUCGUAUCAUCAUCAAGCAAUGUUCAGGGAAUCAUUGAUUCAGCAUCGUUAAACGGUAGAAGAAUGGGAAGCAAUCGAAUGCCAAGAACAAAUCCUUUAGCUCAGUAUAAACGAGAUGAUGGACUUUACGACAAUCAUUUGAAUCAUCAGAAUAAUAAUAACAAUAGUAAUAGUCAGUUGGCUUUCUUCAAUAAUCGAUAUGAACGUCGUCUAAGUGUUGAAUCAGCAAGAACACUCUCAGAUAGCUCAACUGAUACUGAAGGAAAAAUUCAUCACAAGGAAAAUAAACGUAGGAAGAACAAAUCCGAUAAGUCAAUCGAACAAUGUGAACGAGAAAUUUUCCGUCUGCAAUCGAGUGUUGAUGUUUUAAGACGGAAGCUUGAAGAGUCAGAAAUUAAAGAGACCAGUGACAGCAUUGACGCAAUUACACAUCAAAGUGACAACAAAAUACGAAGCAUUAUAUCAAGAUUGUUGGCGAUGGAAGAAGAACUCAGACGUGAGCAAUAUAAAAUGUCGUUGAUCAUAAAUCAUAAGCAACGCGUUAUUGAAGCACAGGGACAACAAAUAGCUGAGCUUGAUGCUGCUAAUAAUCGUCUCCUGACUGAACUAUCGUGUUUGCGUAAUCGUUAUGAAAUGAAGAGUGGAAUAUACAGCGAUAAGCAAGCUGUGACUGUCACUGAAGAUGAUGACACGACCAAUUUUUAAAUUAUAUAAGAAAAAAAGAAAACAACCAUAAAAAAAGAUAAAAAUGCCAAAAAUAUUUUUCAAGAUUCACAAUUCAUGCAAAUGAAAAGCUUUUCCUUCUCCACCGUCGAAGGUUUCUUUUGUACAUACACUCAUGCUUUACUUAAAUAGAUGACGGUUUAUAUUUAUCAACCAGACAUGUGAAUAAGGAAAAGUAUAAAAUUUUUUCAUCUGACCAUUUCAACUUUUUAAGAUAUAACACGAAAAUUUGUUUUUCUUUUUUUUCAACCAAAGACAAGAGAACAGAGAGUUUUGUUUUUCUCCUCCAGUUACAUUAAUAAAUAAAAAUAACUUUAGCGUUAAAGUGAACAAAGAAAAGCUUCGGUAGAAAAAGCUUUUUAUAACUUUACAACUCUCAAAUGCAAACACUUUCCUGCAUUUUCCGUUUAAUUAAAAAACUUUUCUUUUGUUUUCAUUUAUAAAAUGAAUAUGUGGGAGUUGAAUAUGUAGAGUUGAUUAUCAGUAAUAUUAACGCCUAAAAUUAAUCUUUUUGUAAUCCUUCGCGACCGAUUUUUGUUUUCGUUUUUUUGCAAUUAAAAAAGUCACUCUAAUUAAAUUAUGUAAAACUUUUUUUUUUCUGUUAGAGAAGCGAGUUGAAAGUAUUAAUUAAUGAAGCAGAGAAAAUAUUAUCAUUGCUUUUUGUAAUAAAUUAAAUUUGUAAUGCAAAUAAAAUGUGCAGAGUACAAUAUGCGAGUAAAUUUCAACGAAACUUUUUUCCAGGGGUGGGUCGAUUAAGGGGCUGACAACUUCGUUGUUUCUUCAAAUCUUU
Clunio marinus is the source of this 6402-nucleotide messenger RNA. NCBI's taxonomy places the organism in Eukaryota, Metazoa, Arthropoda, Insecta, Diptera, Chironomidae. The record is from the annotation of a GenBank genome assembly.